Molecule: messenger RNA, 2446 nt
Organism: Telopea speciosissima
Lineage: Eukaryota; Viridiplantae; Streptophyta; Magnoliopsida; Proteales; Proteaceae
Exons: 3
Coding region: 199-2208 (669 amino acids)
Source: RefSeq, a predicted model, not a curated record
AAAAAAACCUUUGGUUGCAGAGAAUCGAAGAACAGAAAAUACUUCAGUGAGCCACCGUUCCUUCGGGGGAGAAAACCCAAAAAGAAAAAGGGUAGAGAAGAGAAGAAGGAAGAAAAAUGAAAAAAUGGGAAAAAGGAAAGAGGAAGGAGCUUGAACUUUGAGUAUUUAAGUUUUGUAAGUUUGAACUUUGGAAGAGAGAUGGAAAGAGAAGAAAAAAGUGGAGAUGGGGCAGCAGAAAAGCAGGAAUUUCUAGGGAUAAAGUUGAAACGCGGGAUUUUGGUAGGGAAAAGAGGGGGCCCUUGCACUCCAGUGCCCACCUGGAAAUUUGAGGGUGCGCAAGAUACCACCAUUAAAGACCCUCUCCCUCUACCUCCCACGGUCUCUGCUAGAAAGCUCGCUGCAAACCUUUGGGAGCUCCAUUACUUGCCUCUUUCUGAAAUGAGUAAGGGUGAUCUCAAGCUUCGCCGCCACAAAAAUAAGGGACUUGAGCUUCCAACCCAUUUGGCCGAUCCUUCUCAUAGUCCUCCCCCUGCCCAGCCGGCAAGUGCUAGUAGUUUGAGGAGGCAUGUUGCAGCAUCUCUGAUGCAGCACCAUCAGUCAAUUGAAAGGAAUGGCCGUGCUCUACAGCCUCUUUCUCCCGCAAGUUACAGUAGUUCAUUGGAGCUGGCAGCUUAUAACCCUGGCCCGGCUUUCACUCCUACUAGUUCUUUAGACCUCAAGGGAAGGCUUGGGGAGGCUGGUUAUAGCCUUAAAACAUCUACAGAGUUACUGAAGGUAUUGAACCGGAUUUGGAGCCUUGAAGAACAGCAUACAUCCAAUAUAACACUGGUUAAAGCACUUAAAAUUGAAUUGGAUCAUGCUCGAACUCAGAUCAAAGAGUUGCUGCAUGAACAGCAAGCAGACCAACAGGAAAUAAAUGAGUUGAGGAAGCAAGUUGCUGAGAGCAAAGUGGUCAGAAAGAGCAAGGAGCAAGACCGCAUCAAGCUUGCAGUUCAGUCUGUCAGGGAUGAGCUAGAAGAUGAGAAGAAGUUAAGAAAGCGGUCAGAGAGCCUGCACCGGAAGUUAGCACGAGAGCUGUCAGAGGUUAAAUCUGCCUUCUCAAAGGCCCUGAAAGAACUUGAAAGAGAGAGAAAAGCAAGGGCUUUGUUAGAAGACCUAUGUGAUGAGUUUGCUAGGGGAAUAGGAGAUUAUGAUCAGGAAGUGCGGACCCUGAAACACAAAUCUGAUAAGGAUUGUGGUGGCAGGGAUGACCCUGACAGAUUGGUCCUUCAUAUUUCCGAGGCAUGGCUCGAUGAGCGGAUGCAGAUGAAGCUUGCAGAAGCACGUUGUGAUCUCACUGAAAAGAAUACAAUGGUGGACAAGUUAAGCUCUGAAAUAGAGACCUUUCUUCAGGCGAAACGAUCUGGUAGUUCUAAAAGCAACGAUGUCUGCCCUAAAGAUCACAAGGAGAGCUGCUUGCGUCGCCAUUCUCUUGAGUCUGUCCACUUGAAUGAGGCUGUUAGUGCACCUAAAGAUGCAGAAGAUGAAAAAGAUUCUAUUGGUAGUGAUUCACACUGUUUUGAAAUAAACAAGAGUAUCAAGGACAAGGAAACAAAUGACUUGUCUCGAUCUAAUUUUGAAGAAACUGGAGAAGAUAAUCGGGAAGAAAUGAAGUCUAACCCUACAAAGAAAAAGCCUGGCUCCCGUGAAAAGAUCAAGGGUCAUGAUCCUUCCAGCUUGCAAUUGCAGUUUGAACAAAUUGCCAGGGCAGUAUCAUGUAAUGGAAAGACCCAGUUUAUCGAUAGGGAGCAGGGUAAAGUGGGAGAAGAUGCAAAUCCAAUUGAAACGAGCAUUUCUCAGAAGUUCGAAAACUAUGAAGCUACACAAGAGGACAGCCGUGCAAGGAGGAGUAAACGGGAUAUAAACCAUGGAUCAAACUUGAACCAUGUGAUCGGUGACUUAAUUAAAAGCGAGUCUUUGGUGGAAGGUGGUAAGUUUCACCUGGAGAGCAAUUUCAGGGAAGAUUCAUGUGGUCGCACGUCAUGGAGGGGUCAUGCUAGCCCUGUAAGACAAUGGAUGUCGAGAUUUACUUCCCCAGAUCUUGACAUAGCUGAAUCUUCGUCAAAAUGGGCACGGGGCUCAAAGGAGAAUACUUUGAAAGCGAAGCUACUUGAAGCGAGGUUAGAGGGGCAGCGAUCUCGCUUAAAAUCUUCCAAAGGUUCUUCCUAGGUUGAUGGAAACAAUUGGUUCAGCUGACAAAUGGAAUUCCUGCUAAAAAAAAGUUGUGGUUCAUUGUGCAUAUUGUCCAAGGUACUUCUCUCUAAAUUUGAGUGUAAUGAUGUGGUUUUUGUAUGCAAUAUCCUUUUUUCCCCCCAUUUCUGUAAUUUUGGGAUUUUCCUCUGUAUAUGAGAAUUAGUACAUGGUUACAGGCAGGUCAUUGUAGAGGUUUUAAGCCUAUGGCAUUCUA